Molecule: messenger RNA, 1416 nt
Organism: Erythranthe guttata (spotted monkey flower)
Lineage: Eukaryota; Viridiplantae; Streptophyta; Magnoliopsida; Lamiales; Phrymaceae
Source: RefSeq, a predicted model, not a curated record
CCGAUACCCACGGACCUCAAUCCGCAUGACAUUGAGCUCCCCAUUGGAUCCAAAUCAUAGAGUCCAUCAUCAUGCAAACCUCAAUUUCGAUGAAAAAACAACAGAAAUGCCGUUAUUAGGGUUAUACGCCAUGAAUGGUGGAGAAGGCCCUAAUAGCUAUGCUCAAAACUCAUCCUAUCAGGUCUGUAUAUCUCUCUCUCUAUCUAUAUAUAUACAAAAAUCAGAACCUAAUAAUCAAGAACUUACUCUCUUUUUCCUUGCAGAGAGGAGUUGUGGAUGCUGCAAAACCAAUAAUUGAAGAAGAGAUUGCAACAAAACUAGACGUCGGUCAUGUUUUUUCAACCCACGUGAAGCCCUUUCGAAUCGCAGAUUUCGGCUGCUCAACAGGACACAACUCCUUCCCAGCCAUGCAAAUCAUCACGGAAUCGGUCCAAAAGAAGUUUCGAUCCGAAACUUCACAAAUCCCAGACUUUCAAGUGCUCUUCAACGAUCAAGUUUUUAACGAUUUCAACACACUGUUCCGGUCAAUCCCACCACAAAAAAACUACCACGCCGCUGCAGUGGCGGGCUCGUUCCACGAGCGGCUCCUCCCUAAAGCCUCCCUUGAUUUCGCCUACUGCUCUUGCGCACUCAACUGGAUCUCCGAAGUGCCUAAGGCAGUGAGGGAUGAUACUUCUCCAGCAUGGAAUAAAGGGAGAGUUCACUAUACAGGAGCUGUACAGGAAGUUUUCGAAGCCUAUUCGAAUCGCUAUGCUAAUGAUAUUGGCUCGUUUUUGGAAGCUAGGGCGGAGGAACUUGUCAGUGGAGGGCUAAUGACUCUACUUGUUCCUGCAGCCCCUUGUUUUGAGCAUUCUGAGACAUUCUACACUACCCAAUCGGAGUUGGAGCUUAUAGGCUCUUGUCUCGUGGACAUGGCUAAGAAGGGACUAAUUGGAGAAGAAAAGGUAGACACAUUCAACUUUCCGUUGUAUUUUACCAUCCCACAAGAGUUGAAGGCCAUAAUCGAGAGGAGUAACAGUUUCAGUAUUGAAAGAAUGGAAAUAUUAAAUAAUCCAGGAAAGUGCACCUUGCGCAGCGCAGAUGCACGUGCCACGUACCUCAGAGCAACCUGCGAGGGAUUGCUGAAAAAUCACUUUGGAAGUGAAGUCAUGGAUGAAUUGUUCGAUAGGUACACAAAGAAAAUUGCAGCUUCGCCACUUUUCUUGGACCCCGACAAUGAGAAGUCAAUAAUAAUACUCGUCAUUCUCAAGCGCAAAGCUGAAUGAUGUAGUAACAAUAGCAUCUACUUUCGAUUAUACAACCAAAUAAGUAGCAAUAAAUGCUAUUAUGUAAUGUUACCAAGUUGUACCACGUUACUCACCUGUUGUUUGCUGAAGUUUUUCAGAAGAAUAAAGUUAUGACACUAUUUUGUAUUCA